Athene cunicularia (burrowing owl) is the source of this 1032-nucleotide messenger RNA. RefSeq names its product deoxyribose-phosphate aldolase (gene DERA). Gene Ontology annotation, biological process: carbohydrate catabolic process; deoxyribonucleotide catabolic process. NCBI's taxonomy places the organism in Eukaryota, Metazoa, Chordata, Aves, Strigiformes, Strigidae. Bases 8 to 922 code for a protein of 304 amino acids. The transcript is spliced from 8 exons. The record is from RefSeq and is a predicted model, not a curated record. Gene Ontology annotation, cellular component: cytoplasm. Gene Ontology annotation, molecular function: deoxyribose-phosphate aldolase activity.
UGGCUGGAUGUCAAAAGUGCAUGUGAAUCGACCUGCAGUUGUGAGGUAUGCAGAACGAAUUCAGAAAUGGAGAACUGUGAAAGGUAAUUGGCAAGCUGCUUGGUUUCUGAAAGCUGUCACCUGUAUAGACCUUACCACUCUUUCAGGAGAUGAUACUCCUUCAAAUGUUUACAGACUGUGUUUUAAAGCAAAACAUCCCAUCAGAGAGGAUCUGCUGAAAGCCUUGGACAUGCAUGAUAAAGGUAUUACUGUCGGAGCAGUUUGUGUAUAUCCUGCAAGAGUCACCGAUGCUGUUAAUGCCCUAAAGGCUGCUGGUUGUAACAUUCCAGUAGCUUCCGUGGCUGCUGGUUUUCCAUCUGGACAAACUCCUCUGGAAACCAAACUGGCUGAAAUAAAACUAGCUGUGGAAUAUGGUGCCAGAGAGAUUGACAUUGUCAUUAGCAGGAGUCUGGUGCUGACUGGCCAGUGGGAAGGUCUCUACGAGGAGAUCCGUCAGUGCCGUGAGGCCUGUGGAGAAGCUCAUAUGAAAACAAUCUUGGCAACAGGUGAACUGGGUUCCCUUACUAAUGUCUACAAAGCCAGUAUGAUAGCUAUGAUGGCAGGUUCUGAUUUUAUAAAGACGUCUACAGGAAAGGAGGUGGAAAAUGCAACCUUCCCAGUUGGAGUAGUCAUGAUGCGAGCCAUUAGAGAAUUCUACUGGAAAACUGGCAACAAGGUUGGAUUUAAGCCUGCUGGGAGCAUUCGGACGGCAAAAGACGCUAUUACUUGGCUUAUGCUGGUGAAGGAGGAACUGGGAGUGGAAUGGCUAACACCAGAGCUCUUUCGCCUGGGUGCCAGUAGUUUGCUGGAAGACAUUGAGAAACAGAUUUUCUAUCAUGUGACUGGCUCUUACGCACUCCAGCAUGACCUGGCAAUGGCUUAGACACAAAAUCAGCAAACAGCAUUCAGAAGUCUUCUGACAACCAAGUGCAUAUGAUAGAAUUAAAGGCCUAAUUCUCUCUUCUUCAUAUUUUAUAGUAUUUAAAAAUAUGC